AUGAUUUCCUUUUCGAGUCUCGAUGACAUGAGAACUAUUCGAAUGAAGGUUGAUGAGAAAGCUCAUGAUCUCUUCAAAGAAAAGCCCGGGCAGGCCCCAUUGACAGUCACGAGAAUCCUCAAUUCCCAGGAGGCAAAUGCGAAACCAUUUGAGAAGGACAGAAAAGUCUUGAAUCUUUCCGAUAUUAAGAGGCUCCGAAAUGAAAGUAAAGAUGUGUCCCAAAUCUUCACAAUUAACCAAGACCGAUCCUGGACAACCUUGAACACUUCUCGUGAAAUAUUCGAAAGCUUUAUGUCGACGUACGAGAUAAUGCCUCCAUUCUGGAGAUACAUGUUCACGUUCGGACGUAAAUCGGAAGAGAACGAGUUUGAGUUUCCCAGGUUUGGCCAGCGACAGAGCAGAAAUCCAAAGUCGAAUAGCAUCAUUCAAGGUCGGUUCAAUUUCUUUUCCUACAUGCUCCGUCGGGUAGAACUAAAAAAUCGGGAGGUUGCGGAGGGAGACUCUCCGUGGUCAAUCCGCCAGACAGGAGUCUAUUAUAGACUUGAACCCAAGACUAAUGUCUGCGAGACCCUUCAACAAGAGCAGAACAAAACCAGUCCAGUGGAGUGUAGAUCAACGUUUCUACUCAUUUCACCCUCUGAGAACGUUGACCUUCAAUUUGCGGAAUGCCUUAAGCAAACCACAUCAGCUGGAGAAGCCCUACUCUCUGUUUGGAACACACAUAGGAUUCUAGUUGCGGAUAGCUUGAGAGGGUGGAUGGAUUAUAUGGCUUACUUGGAGCAACGCCUAAAGCACCAGGCAACUACUGUCGGCGUUGACAAAGUCAACUUUUCUCCACUAACAGACUUCAAGAUCGACUUCGAGGAUAGACAGGAGCUGAAGAUAAUAGAAGAUUACAUCCUCGAUCUUCAAGUCAUUCUCCCGGGCGUGUUGGAUUCAAUUACAGGAGUCCGUAACCAAUGCAGAGCACAUCUCUUGUCGUCUGACCACAGAGGCGAGGAGGGGCAUGAAAUGGAGGCUAUUUUGGGAGAAUUGAAUGAAUACAUCGGAGAAGUUACGAUGCAUAUUGAAAGAGCCAAGAAUCUGAAAGACAAAGCAAAAGCAACAGCACAGUUGCUCUCUGAUCUACUUAGCUACGAAGAGAAUGUUGCAUUGAAAGGCUUAGCCACGGAAACCCAAGAGAGGAGCACAAAGGAUGCUGCAGCGGUGAAGAUUUUGACUGUGAUCACACUAAUAUAUCUCCCAACAACGAUUGUUGCAAAUUUCUUCUCGACCCAAUUCGUUCAAACGGGUUCAGAUGGACGGAUGCGAGUCUCAAACAAAGUUUGGCUUCUCGCGGCAAUCUCAGUUCCCAUGACCUUCUUCACUAUCCUGCUCUGGUGGGGUUGGGUGCACUUCACCAAAGUCGAACCAACAGUCGACCCAGAGCAACCGGGUAUUGUUACACUGCAGCGGGCACACAGUUUCCGCUCCAUCGUCUCAGCGAAGAAAAAGCAGAAGGAUCUCGAAAGCGGGCUAUCAUUUCCAACGCAAAGCUCCCGAGCAACCACCUUUCGUCACGCAGCGAAUGUUCCCACCUGGUCUUCUGAUGCAACCACAGUGAAAGCCGAGUAG
Hyaloscypha bicolor E is the source of this 1614-nucleotide messenger RNA. RefSeq lists its product as uncharacterized. The coding region runs from base 1 to 1614 and encodes 537 amino acids. Lineage: Eukaryota; Fungi; Ascomycota; Leotiomycetes; Helotiales; Hyaloscyphaceae. The transcript has 7 exons. The record is from RefSeq and is a predicted model, not a curated record.